GUUAGACCAACGCGCCAAGACCUAGCCCAAUCCAAGCGAAUCCGAUGGCAGCCUUCACACAGAACCAGACCUUUGCUGCGCUGCUCUUGAUCGCCCUGGCGGGCAGCACAGCGGCUCAGACUUUUACGCAAGAGGAUCGUGGCUCCAUACUGAAGUUCAUGGAUGUGCUGCUGAAUUUCCUGGACUUGGAGACGGACAACACCACUAGCACAGUGUCGCCCUUGGAGACCACCACCACAGUGCCCAGUGAACCCACAGGGGAAACCACCGAGAGCACUGACACAACGAGCAACUCCACGGUGGGGGAAUCAACGAGUGAGGGAACAACUACGCUGGCAUCGAAUUCAACGGGAUCGGACACAACCACAGAGGUUACAUCCACUACAGAGAGACGUCGCAUUUGCUUCAAACGUGUCUGUUACAAAUUUAGCAGCGACAAGGGCUAUAUCUACUAAGGGAGAGGCGACGACUGCUCAGAAUAGCUCAUUCAUUCAUUCAUCAACACAAAUAGGGGAUAGGGGAUCAAAUCAUGCACUCAAUAUAGGCAGAUUGGAUUACAGAUCAACCGAUUGCCAUCAAGCACUCGUCAGAAAUCUUUCUGAGUCUAAAGAAUCUGCUGAAUUCAGCAGAAAGAAGCAAUCAUCAGGCACAGAAUUACUCCAUUUCAUGCAUGACAGC
This is a messenger RNA of Drosophila guanche, 678 nucleotides long. RefSeq lists its product as uncharacterized. The record is from RefSeq and is a predicted model, not a curated record. The transcript has a single exon. NCBI's taxonomy places the organism in Eukaryota, Metazoa, Arthropoda, Insecta, Diptera, Drosophilidae. Bases 45 to 455 code for a protein of 136 amino acids.